GCAGAUUAAGUAAUUUAUCCAUUAGUAUUAACAAUUUCUAAACUUAGAGGUGACUAAUUUGUUGGCAGGUAAAGAACCCUUAAGAAGUUUCUCUGUAGAAGGAUAUGAUCAAGAGUCCUCAUGCUCUCCUUAGUAAAGUUAUCGAGUGCGUGCAACAUGAGAGUUUAAACUGGACAAAUCUCAACUACAGAACAGUCACUGAACAGGACAAGGAUGACAUCUGCGGUUUCCAUAGAAACCAGUGUGUCCAGUGGCUCACCAAGUUGAACAGAAAGUUCAACUUUCAUCAUGAAACUCUUUUUCUGGCCGUGCAUUUAUUGGACAAGUUCCUGUUAAAAGUGAAGACGAAGGUGAAGUACCUGAGAUGUGCCGGCCUGACCUGCCUCUACAUAUCUGCUAAGUUCAACGAAGAAAAUGAGGAUGUACCAACAACGAAGCAUCUUGUUGACGUCAGUGGAUGCGGUUAUUCAGUUGCGGAGGUGGUGAGGAUGGAGGUCUGCCUGCUGCAGUACCUCAACUGGAAUGUCAGCAGUGUCACGUCAUUCGAAUACCUGACUUUGUACCAUGCCCUGCUGACCAUGGAGUUGGAGAGCAAGAACCUGUGUGGCUUGACCUAUCAGGGUAGGAAUUCAGAGGACCUCCUCUCUGACGCCACCACUCUGCUGACGGGCUGCCUGGCUCACCAGGACAUGCUCAACUACCCACCUUCUGUACUGGCUCUCGCCGUUCUCAGCUACCUCGUCAAGAAGUUGAAGUAUAACGUUGCUCUCAAUCUCAUCAAGCAGUUCAGGAAGUUCAUUAAGGUGAACAGUGGAUUGUUGCGGGCGUGCAAGUCUCACCUGUCAACAUUGUUGCCUCAUUAUGCAACUUGUUGCAAGUUUCAACUUGCAACACUGCGCAACAUGCGCUCGUCUUCGUUGUCGGAUUCUGACGCCAGCGACGACGACGACGACUUCUCUGACUACUUCGAGAAUUUAGAUUUGUUUAUAUUCGAAGGAUGUUGUGUGUGUGUAUGUGUGUGUGUGUGUGAAACUUUGUGCUACUUUUCACACUUCAUGCAAGAGACUUUGGUCUGGUAUGAUAGUUUGACAAAUCCGUCAACUAAUAAUUAUAGUUUUGAUUGCGUUCAAUAUUCAAAAAAUUAUGAAAACACUCUGACCUUUAACGUGUUGACCUACGAAGAUUCUAUAAAAAAUAGAAUAUACGUUUUGAAAAUCACCUCAAAUAGCCAGAAGUAUAACAAUUAG
This is a messenger RNA of Helobdella robusta, 1247 nucleotides long. RefSeq lists its product as hypothetical. Gene Ontology annotation, cellular component: cytoplasm; nucleus; cyclin-dependent protein kinase holoenzyme complex. Gene Ontology annotation, molecular function: cyclin-dependent protein serine/threonine kinase regulator activity. The transcript is spliced from 8 exons. Gene Ontology annotation, biological process: regulation of cyclin-dependent protein serine/threonine kinase activity; mitotic cell cycle phase transition. NCBI's taxonomy places the organism in Eukaryota, Metazoa, Annelida, Clitellata, Rhynchobdellida, Glossiphoniidae. The record is from RefSeq and is a predicted model, not a curated record. Bases 105 to 1247 code for a protein of 380 amino acids.